AUGGCCAGUCGCCAAGUCACCGUCGCCGGGGUCGCCGGGGUCGCGGUUGUCGUUGUUGUCAUGAGUCAACGAGGUGCCGGUCCCGGCGAAAACACAGCAGACACAAUCGGCAAACCCGCAGAGGCCGGUUUCAAGGCGCCAGUCGCUCUCUCAAAAUCCCAGGGACACGGACACAUGGCGCCUUCAGCCGGAUUCACUCCCACCGCCACAUAA
This is a messenger RNA of Penicillium malachiteum, 213 nucleotides long. RefSeq lists its product as uncharacterized. The coding region runs from base 1 to 213 and encodes 70 amino acids. The record is from RefSeq and is a predicted model, not a curated record. NCBI's taxonomy places the organism in Eukaryota, Fungi, Ascomycota, Eurotiomycetes, Eurotiales, Aspergillaceae. The transcript is spliced from 2 exons.